GCUCCCGCCUUGAAACCCCUGAGAAUGGAAAUGUUCCAAUGGUGCACCUUGAACAGUACCAGCCGUAGGAAAACUGCCAGUGCUCUAGCUGUAUACACCCUCUCACACGACAGCGAAUAGUUAGCACACUUAUGCUACCUAAAGACGUCCAAGCAAAUGCCGUAGGUAUCAGUUCUGAACAGGCUACAGUACAAUGGUCAGAUGGGCAUACUGGAGUCUACCCCCAUUCUUGGUUGAAAGACCAUCAAUUACCACCAGCUCUUCGCCCCAGUCAGGAGAUUUUGAACUUUAGGGAGUUUAAAUAUGUGUCUGACGACUUUAACCACCCAACGGUUGACUUUCAAGAAGUCAUGGAAACUUCAGAUGGCCUUGCUCUUUGGCUCGCGCAUAUUGUUGAUUAUGGCUAUUGUAUGGUUCGGGGCGUUCCAUUGGAACCGGAAAUUACGCAGGGCCUUCUAGAAAGGAUCGCAUUCAUCCGACAUACGCAUUAUGGCGGCUUUUGGGACUUUACAUCGGACUUGACAUAUAAAGAUACCGCAUACACUUCCGAAGCCCUCGACGUCCAUACCGACAACACAUAUUUCUCGGACCCGGCAAGGUUGCAAUUAUUCCAUCUGCUGUCUCACACAGGAGGAGAAGGUGGUGAAACCUUACUUGUCGAUGGAUUUCGCGCGGCAGCAGUCAUGUAUGCAGAAAGCCAGGCCAACGUAAAAGCCCUCGCAAAUAUUCCACAGCCCUGGCACUCAAGCGGCAAUGACGAUGUUUGUAUUCAGCCCUAUCAAUUGUUUCCCGUCUUUGAAAGAGAUGAAUCCACCGCGAUACUUCGUAGAAUUCGCUGGAACAACUAUGAUCGUGCCGUCAAAGUUGACUGGACACCGCAAGAAGCCGAGUUGUGGUACGAAGCUGCACGGCAUUACAAUAACAUUAUCAAUCGAGCGAAUAUAAAGAUCAAAAUGCAGCUUGAGCCGGGAACAGCGUUUAUUUUUGAUAACUGGAGAAUGCUUCAUGGGCGUACCGAGUUCCGAGGAAAGCGUAGGAUGUGUGGCGGAUACAUAAACAACGAUGAUUUCAUCUCUCGGUAUCGACUCCUCCGAGACGGAAGGGAGAAAACAUUGAACAAAAUAGGAACACUUGACACUCGAAUUACGUGCUAACACGGUGUCGGUUAACAACAUUUGAAACCCCAAAACUCUUGAUCAAACCAGUUGAGGACUAGCUCUAGAAAAAAAGUUGUGUAU
This is a messenger RNA of Talaromyces proteolyticus, 1238 nucleotides long. Its product is annotated as putative trimethyllysine dioxygenase TmlH. Gene Ontology annotation, molecular function: trimethyllysine dioxygenase activity; iron ion binding. The record is from RefSeq and is a predicted model, not a curated record. Lineage: Eukaryota; Fungi; Ascomycota; Eurotiomycetes; Eurotiales; Trichocomaceae. The coding region runs from base 132 to 1154 and encodes 340 amino acids. The transcript is spliced from 9 exons. Gene Ontology annotation, cellular component: mitochondrion. Gene Ontology annotation, biological process: carnitine biosynthetic process.